AUCGGGUCUAUCACCAUUUGCCCAAAGCCCUCUUUGUGGUUUCACUCCCAGACCCUUCGGUUCGAGUUUGAGGCUUCCCUUUUUCCCACUCACACGUCGUCGGGUCUAUCACCGUUUGCCGAAAGCCCUCUUUGUGGUUUCACUCCCGGACCCUUCGGUUCGAGUUCGAGGCUUCUCUUUUUUCCUAAUCACACGUCGUCUGGUCUAUACCAUUUGCCGAAAGCCCUUUGUGGUUUCACUCGCAGACCCUUCGGUUUGAGUUCGAGGCUCCUUCUUUUUCCCACCCACACGUCGUCGGGUCGAGUUCGGCUGAGCAAGCUGUUGGCAGGCCCGAGACUCAAAACCCAGUCUGAAUGA
This is a messenger RNA of Protopolystoma xenopodis, 357 nucleotides long. Lineage: Eukaryota; Metazoa; Platyhelminthes; Monogenea; Polystomatidea; Polystomatidae. The record is from the annotation of a GenBank genome assembly.